Carya illinoinensis is the source of this 2098-nucleotide messenger RNA. RefSeq names its product galacturonosyltransferase 8-like. The record is from RefSeq and is a predicted model, not a curated record. Lineage: Eukaryota; Viridiplantae; Streptophyta; Magnoliopsida; Fagales; Juglandaceae. The transcript is spliced from 3 exons. Gene Ontology annotation, molecular function: polygalacturonate 4-alpha-galacturonosyltransferase activity. Bases 108 to 1811 code for a protein of 567 amino acids.
GGUGGCAGCCCAUGCACGCUCAGAAAACACGCUCACGCAGAUUUAAUUAGCAAUCAUUUUUCAUCAAUAAAGCAAAAGAGAAAAAAGGAGGAAAAACUCGGGAAGAAAUGGCCACCUUUCGGACCGCACGCACUUCGGAGAGGAUCACCAGUGCCGGAGGAUCGAUCCGGGGCCUUGGAUUCACCUUCAGACUCUUGGCCUCCGCCAUCUCAGUCUUCGUCUGCCUCUUCCUCACUCUCUCUUUCCUCUUCACUUCUCGCGCUCACACUUCCCCCCUCCACCACUUAGGCUUCAAUUCCGGUUCAUAUGGAUUGGGAAUUACGAGAAGAUCCGUACUCGCUCUCAAAACGGACCCUCUCAAGCCCCGGCUGGAUCAGAUCCGGAAGCAAGCAGACGACCACCGGUCAUUGGCUCUGGCUUAUGCCUCCUACGCUCGAAAGCUCAAGCUCGAGAACUCCAAGCUCGUUAGGAUUUUCGCCGAUCUCUCCCGGAACUACACCGAUCUCCUCAACAAGCCCACAUAUCGUGCUCUCUCCGAAUCCGACUCCCUCUACCUUGACGAAUCGGUUUUACGGCAAUUCGAGAAGGAAGUGAAGGAGCGAAUUAAAGUGACGAGGCAAGUGAUUGCGGAAGCCAAAGAGUCUUUCGAUAACCAAUUGAAGAUCCAGAAGUUGAAGGAUACGAUUUUUGCGGUUAAUGAGCAAUUAACCAAGGCGAAGAAGCAAGGAGCUUUCUCGAGCUUGAUAGCCGCAAAAUCAAUCCCAAAAAGCCUGCACUGCCUCGCAAUGCGGUUGAUGGAAGAGCGAAUCGCUAAUCCCGAGAAGUAUUCUGAUGAGGGGAAGCCAACUCCACCGGAGUUUGAGGAUCCGAAGCUUUACCAUUACGCAAUUUUCUCGGAUAAUGUGAUUGCCGCUUCAGUGGUGGUCAAUUCGGCAGUAAAGAACUCGAAGGAGCCGUGGAAACAUGUAUUCCAUGUUGUGACUGAUAAGAUGAAUCUUGGGGCAAUGCAAGUUAUGUUCAAAUUGAAGGACUAUAACGGAGCGCACAUUGAAGUGAAGGCAGUUGAAGAUUACAAGUUCUUGAACUCUUCGUAUGUGCCAGUGCUUCGGCAAUUGGAGUCGGCAAAUUUGCAGAGGUUUUACUUCGAGAAUAAGCUUGAGAAUGCAACAAAGGACACCACGAAUAUGAAGUUUAGGAACCCAAAGUAUUUGUCCAUAUUGAAUCACCUGAGGUUUUAUUUGCCGGAAAUGUACCCAAAAUUGCACAGGAUCUUGUUUUUGGAUGAUGAUAUAGUGGUGCAGAGGGACUUGACAGGGUUGUGGAAGAUAGAUAUGGAUGGGAAGGUGAAUGGGGCAGUUGAGACGUGUUUUGGGUCAUUCCAUCGCUAUGCACAGUACAUGAAUUUCUCACACCCUUUGAUUAAGGCGAGGUUUAGCCCCAACGCCUGUGCGUGGGCUUAUGGAAUGAACUUCUUUGAUUUGGAUGCUUGGAGGAGGGAAAAGUGCACUGAAGAGUAUCACUACUGGCAGAACCUGAAUGAGAACCGUACAUUGUGGAAAUUGGGGACGUUGCCUCCGGGACUAAUCACAUAUUACUCGACAACAAAGCCUCUGGACAAGUCGUGGCAUGUACUGGGACUUGGUUACAAUCCAAGCAUUAGCAGGGAUGAGAUCCGCAAUGCUGCAGUGGUGCACUUCAACGGGAAUAUGAAGCCGUGGCUCGACAUCGCCAUGAAUCAGUUUCGGCCACUCUGGACAAAGUAUGUUGACUAUGAUUUGGAGUUUGUCCAGGCUUGCAAUUUCGGUCUCUAAAAUAAAUAGUAGUAGUUGAAGCCUCUCUCUCUCUCUCUCUCGAAGGGAAUUUUGGCAUGCUUACUCAUCAAGCAGCAAGUAUGAAAGUCAUUACUCUUGUUUUUACGCUUAUACGUUAACCAAGUCUCCUUAUUCAACACCAAAAGAAAAUUUUCCUCUCAUCCAAAGAUUACCGAAGUGUAAAAUACUAAUAUGUUAUAUCGGUUUUGGAUUAUUCUCCGAUUUGUUCGUCAAUGGUUUCAUCAAGCACAUCGGCAGAUGUUAAUCAUAAGAGCCUUGUUGGAUUA